GGGGAAGGGUUUUUCUUUUUUCUGUUCUCUGUCCCCCGUUUAUUAGUAACACUUCAUUAGUUCAUUUUCUUCUCAAUACAAACCCUCACUCCCUAGCCGCACCGGGGAAGCAAGUUCAAUUCGACCUCGAUUAUCGCAAUGGCAUCUCUGGUACCUCCGCCCACCCCAAAGCCGGCCGAGAAAGUCGAUUACAUGAACUUGCCUUGUCCCAUUCCUUACGAAGAGAUUCAUCGCGAGGCUCUCAUGUCCUUAAAGCCAGAAGUUUUUGAGGGAUUCCGUUUUGAUUUCAAUAAAGGAUUGAACCAAAACUUCUCGCUCAGUCACAGCGUGUUCAUGGGACCUACUGAAGUCCCUUCUCAAAGUAACGACACAGUAAUUAAAGUUCCUACCUCUCACUACGAGUUUGGUGCCAACUUUAUAGACCCAAAAUUAAUGCUUAUCGGGAGGGUGUUGACAGACGGGAGGGUCAAUGCAAGAUUGAAGUGUGAUUUGUCUGAGAAUCUCACGUUGAAGGGAAAUGCUCAACUUACAAGGGAGCCACACAUGUCACAUGGGAUGGCGACUUUUGAUUACAAGGGUCGUGACUUCAGGAGUCAGUUUCAACUCGGAAAUGGUACUCUGCUUGGAGCCAGUUACAUUCAGAGCUUGACUCCUCAUUUGUCAAUGGGUGGUGAAGUAUUCUGGGCCGGUCAGGCUCGCAAGUCUGGGGUUGGUUAUGCUGCACGAUAUAACACAGAUAAGAUGGUUGCCACAGCGCAAGUUGCCAGUACUGGGAUGGUUGCUUUGAGCUAUGUUCAAAAACUAUCUGAAAAGGUUUCUCUAGCAACAGACUUCAUGUACAACUACAUGUCUAGAGACGUCACUGCAAGUUUUGGUUAUGAUUAUAUUCUCCGUCAGUGUCGUCUUAGAGGGAAGAUCGACUCCAAUGGUUGUGCAUCUGCUUUUCUGGAAGAACGUUUAAAUAUGGGUCUUAAUUUUAUACUUUCAGCAGAGUUAGAUCACAUGAAGAAAGACUACAAGUUUGGUUUUGGUUUAACUGUAGGAGAAUAGACAUCCUGUUAUAUUCUUUAGGUCAGCUUCAAGCUUUGUUGCUACAAGCAGCUCAGCCGGCGUCGGAGUUGAUUUUGAUUUAUGAUUUUAUCUACUAGAGGAAGGUUGAAGGGUUUUUCUUGUACUCAUUAUGUGACAAUAUUUUUGUGGAGUGAGUUCAGUUACUGACCAUAGUCUUCGCAUCCUUCAUGGUUUUACUUUUCAAAUAUGGAGCUUCCGUUGCCAUAUAAAGUUGUAGAGUUUUUUUAUAAUGGAAACCUAAAAAUUACUGCGA
Daucus carota subsp. sativus is the source of this 1324-nucleotide messenger RNA. Its product is annotated as mitochondrial import receptor subunit TOM40-1. The record is from RefSeq and is a predicted model, not a curated record. Gene Ontology annotation, molecular function: transmembrane protein transporter activity. The transcript is spliced from 11 exons. Gene Ontology annotation, biological process: protein import into mitochondrial matrix. Gene Ontology annotation, cellular component: mitochondrial outer membrane translocase complex; mitochondrial outer membrane. The coding region runs from base 139 to 1050 and encodes 303 amino acids. NCBI's taxonomy places the organism in Eukaryota, Viridiplantae, Streptophyta, Magnoliopsida, Apiales, Apiaceae.